This is a messenger RNA of Drosophila busckii, 1187 nucleotides long. It is a transcript of the gene Porin2, whose product is annotated as voltage-dependent anion-selective channel. The record is from RefSeq and is a predicted model, not a curated record. The transcript has 3 exons. Gene Ontology annotation, molecular function: voltage-gated monoatomic anion channel activity. The coding region runs from base 104 to 1000 and encodes 298 amino acids. Gene Ontology annotation, cellular component: mitochondrial outer membrane. Lineage: Eukaryota; Metazoa; Arthropoda; Insecta; Diptera; Drosophilidae. Gene Ontology annotation, biological process: monoatomic anion transmembrane transport.
CAUAUUCUCACAAAUUCUGGUGAUACAACACAACUGUAUUAAAUUAAAAAUUCCCAAACCGUAUAAUUGCUUCGAAGUCUAUAAACUAUUUAUUUUGCCCACAAUGGUACCGCCACCAUAUGUCGAUUUGGGUAAAUUAGCCCGCGAUCUAUUUAAGCGUGGCUACCAUCCGGGACUAUGGCAACUAGAUUGCAGAACAAUGACCAAUUCGGGCAUUGAGUUCUUUACCACAGGCUUUGCCAGCCAGGAUGCCAGCAAGGUGAUGGGCUCACUCCAAAGCAAGUAUAAGGUGGAGGACUAUGGCCUAACGCUAACUGAACGCUGGAAUACGGAUAACUUGCUCUAUGGAGAAAUAAUGCAACGCGAAAAGCUUGCAGAGGGUUUAAUGCUGGCGCUGGAAGGAAAAUUCCAACCAUCCUCCGGCGACAAGAGCGGCAAAUUCAAGUUUGGCUAUGGCAAGGAGAGCUUCCACUUGCAGGGCGAUGUGGAAAUUGCUUCGUCACCUCCAAUAAAUCUAUCCUUGGUGUUGGCGCACAAUGAGUUUCUAGCUGGCGUCGGCAUAGAUUUCAAAACGAGCGAUAACGAUGUUGGCUGGAAAGCCGCCUUGGGCUGGAAAAACGAAAGCACUGUACUACAUGCUGAAACCAAGAAUGCCGAUGCCUUUUUGUUUUCUGUGUUCCACAAAGCUAGCGAUAAGAUUGAUGCUGCUGCGGAGAUUGUUAAAGCGGCUGGUGGCGCUGGCGGUGGCGGUGUCGAAGGUGGAGAGCAGCAGGAAGCCCCCGCUGGCGGCGGUGAUUGGACAUUUGGUGUUGGCAUGAUCUAUCAUCUGGAUGGAGAUGCGCUUAUACGUGCCAAGGUGAAUAGCAAUGUCGAAAUUGGCCUGGGCUAUGAGCAGAAGCUGCGCGAGGGCAUUACCAUGUCCAUAUCGACGGUACUUGAGGGUAAAAAUCUGAGCGAUGGCAAUCACAAAUUCGGUGUCGGUCUCGCUUUGGAGUGUUAACAGAAACGGUAGUAAAACAGUUGUCCCUAUCGCCACAAAAUCAUCCGCUAGAGUGUCCCAAGAUCUAUUUAUCAAUAUUCUGGAGUGCGUUGUAUUUUUUCCUUGAUUUUUGCAUUGUUAUUAUUAUAUAUUGUUGGUUUGAGAUGUAUAUAAGUACGCAUAUUAUAAAAGUAGAUUAUAAAGAUGA